Trichechus manatus latirostris (Florida manatee) is the source of this 270-nucleotide messenger RNA. It is a transcript of the gene NPS, whose product is annotated as neuropeptide S. Gene Ontology annotation, biological process: neuropeptide signaling pathway; positive regulation of synaptic transmission, GABAergic; positive regulation of action potential. NCBI's taxonomy places the organism in Eukaryota, Metazoa, Chordata, Mammalia, Sirenia, Trichechidae. Gene Ontology annotation, cellular component: extracellular region. The transcript has 3 exons. The record is from RefSeq and is a predicted model, not a curated record.
AUGAUUAGCUCGUUAAGAUUCAGUCUUAUUCUAGUGCCGUUGAUUUCCACGAUGCAUGUGUUCUGAUGUUAUCCUGUUACACCUUCUAAGGUGUCUGGAGAAUCAAAUUACUUUCUCAUCCUGCUGAACAGCUGCCCAGCUGGGAUGGACAGGAGCGAGGAACUCGCUUUCCUCAAGCCAAUUCUGGAGCAGACGUUUAUGAAAAGGUCUUUUCGCAAUGGCAUUGGCACAGGGAUGAAAAACACUUCCUUUCGAAGAGCAGAAUCCUGA